Notolabrus celidotus (New Zealand spotty) is the source of this 2018-nucleotide messenger RNA. RefSeq names its product TM2 domain containing 3 (gene tm2d3). The coding region runs from base 32 to 817 and encodes 261 amino acids. The record is from RefSeq and is a predicted model, not a curated record. The transcript is spliced from 6 exons. Lineage: Eukaryota; Metazoa; Chordata; Actinopteri; Labriformes; Labridae.
UGUUUGAACGCAGCGCAGGUUUACUGCAACAAUGGCCGCUAACUGUCAUACAUGGAGACCAGACCGAGGACGGGGCUACAAAACCUACGGAAUAGUGACCGUGUUGUUCCUGGACCUGGUCUUACAGUGUGUUCACGGGUACCUGAGCUCGCCCCAUAUUGGCCAGGAGCGUCACUACACCAGAGAUGCCCCGCAUGGACCUGUCAUCACCAGCCCUGAGGUCCCUGCAGCAGCUUCAGUGUCUCCUGCUGAUGAAGAGAGCUACGUGUCCAAGUGCCCAAGUGGAGGUGUGUGUAGUCGCCUGCCCGCUGAUUGCAUUCAGUGCAAUUACAACCAUAACUGCACCUACAGAAAACCAGCUUCCUUCACCUGUAAACCCAAAAAAGGAGUUCACUGUGUGGGAGACUCAGGACAGCAGCAGAGCAACUUUUCUCUCUCCAUCAGCUGUCAGUUCUGCUGGCAGCUGGAUGAGUCCCAGUACCGCUGCUCUAACUCCACCAGCUGUAUGACUGUGUCCUGCCCACGUAAGCGCUACAACGCCACCUGUGACGUGUUGGACCAUGUUCAUUGUCUGGGUAAAAGACGUUUUCAGAAACGUUUGUUUUGUAACUGGACAGGAGGUUACAAGUGGUCAACAGCUUUAGCACUCAGCAUUACCCUGGGUGGUUUCGGCGCAGACCGGUUUUAUUUGGGCCAGUGGAGAGAGGGUCUGGGCAAACUGUUCAGCUUUGGAGGCCUGGGAAUCUGGACUCUGAUCGAUGUGCUCCUAAUAGGAGUUGGUUAUGUGGGACCUGCAGACGGUUCUCUCUACAUCUGAAGUAAAACUCUGGAGAAGUAGCCGGCUGGUUUGUGCCCUCUUCCACUUUGCACCGCUUCACUCUCAAAGAUUGAAGAUCUGAGAUGCUGUGUUCUUAGCACGUCUGCCCGCCCAAGCUUGCUGUGCUACACAUCUUCAGCCCAUCUGCUAACAAGCAGGAAGUGUUUUCCACAUUUCACCAACACCGAAUCAACCCACACAGUCAUUAGAUCAAUCCUAAUCAUUCUGCAUCCAUCUCCUGCAGAUGGAGCUGUGCAGGGGGAUAUGAAACCAGGAAUUAUAUCUAUCUGGUCGGUUUGACUAAACUGCUGAUUGGACUGUGUCAUGCUGAUAUAUAGAUAGGUUUGGUUUCCUGUGGCGCGGUGCUUUCACAGACAUCCUGUCACCUAGGAGCUGCGUGAUGCUCCUCCCUCAUUGCAAGGUAAAUGCAUCAGAGGGGGUCAAAUGGUAACUAUGGCUACAGAGCUUUUCUGGUGACAACAUACACAAUAGACCUGCUGAAAGGUUAUUUCAGUGUCCUAAGGGAAAGCUUGAAUAUGCAGAAGGGAAUAUGUUCUGGUGUAACUGACAGCUGAUAGGUGUUAUGUUAAUCAAUUCAACAGUUGUUUUACAUGUUAACUUUUCUCCCCUAAAAUGACCCAGCAGUGAAGGUCACAACUGUAAGAAUGAUGCUUUAUCCAGGGUUAUAUGAACAAUUCCAUUUAUUUUCAAAAGCUUUAAAAGUAAGAAAAAUCAGCUUCAGUUAUGAAGUUCUUAUGUUGUGUAAAUACAUUUAAAAUAACUACUGUUCUUUCAAACAGAAUACAAAACUGUCAAGAGUAAAGAAAGAUAAUUACUAUCAUCAAGUACUGCAAUGAGUUGUCUUUCUUUUGGAAAAAACAGGUAAUAGUUAAACAGAACAUCUGAAUACUACAAAUGGUUUACACUAACAAACUGCUUGUAUGGUUUCCUGUGUUGGAGAAAUAUUCUGUGCGUUUCCCCUACACUUACUUUCAUUCUUCACAUUGUAAAAACGACUCCAUGUACUCACACUGUAAGAUAUUUGCUUGAGACUGUGUGGCACAAAUGGGCUCCCCUUCCACUACAUGUAAAUAUGUUUUGUGUUUUCAGUGACAGGUCAUUUUUAUUUUGUAUAAACACUGUAAACGCCAGUUUUAAUUUAAGUUACAUUUAAGUUAUGUUAAUAAAAUUGUGAAAUAUA